CUCUUACUUUUUAACUGAAAUCAACCAAACCAUCAACCAUCAAUGGAAGAAGAAGACUCGAAUAUUCAAGAUCAACAAACCAAAUCACUCCUUGACAAUAAUCAUGAUCACAAGGGUGGUAUGAGAACCAUGCCAUUCAUCAUAGUGAAUGAAGCGUUUGAGAAAGUCGCGAGUUAUGGAUUGUUGCCGAACAUGAUUCUCUACCUUACGGAGGUUUAUAAGAUGCAAGCAGUAACUGGAGCAACCGUAUUGUACAUCUGGUCGGCGUUUUCGAAUGGGCUAUCGCUUUUUGGUGCUUUUGUUUCGGAUUCUUACUUGGGUCCGUUUCGGGUCAUUGCUUUCGGGUCUCUCUCCACCCUUCUUGGGAUGUCUCUUCUCUGGUUGACUUCAAUGGUUCCACAAUUAACUCCAUCUUGCAAUCAACCAGACACCAGUUGUAGCCUAGCGACACCGACCCAGCUCGUAGUCCUCUUCUCAUCUUUCGGUCUAAUGUCCAUCGGGACGGGUUGCAUCAGACCAUGUUGCAUAACCUUUGGUGCAGACCAACUCAAACACGUUCGGACCGGUAACAACAACCAAAGACUCAUUGAUAGCUAUUUCAACUGGUACUAUGCUUCAGUAUCGAUGUCAGCGUUUUUUGCUUUUACUGUUGUGGUCUACAUUCAAGACCAACUUGGUUGGCGGGUCGGGUUUGCGGUUCCUGUUUUCAUCAUGGCGUGUUCCGCUAUUGUUUUCUUGAUCGGGUCACCUCUUUAUGUCAAAGUCAAAGUCAAAGAGAGCCCGUAUUCGGGGUUCAUUCAAGUUUUAGUCAUGGCUUUCAAGAACCGAAGGAUCCAUCUUCGUCCCGAUGACUGCUACAAUCAUAGCAAUGAAAUGGAUCGGGUCGAGCUAACCGACAACUUAAGGUUUCUCAACAAAGCUUGUGUUGUUCGAGAUAUGAACAUUGUUUCGACCGUUGAACAAGUGGAAUCCCUAAAAUCAGUAAUUCAGAUGGUUCCGGUGUGGUCAACGGGUAUUCUACUAUUCACAAACGUAUCAUUGGGUUACCCGACACUCCAAGCGAAAACAAUGAACCGGCAUGUCACGUCAUGGUUCGAGAUCCCGGCUGGAUCGUAUAGUGUAUUCAUGGUCUUGACACUUACAAUAUGGGUCGCGUUUUAUGACCGUAUUUUGGUACCAAUUCUAGCAAAAUACACACACGAUCCACGCGGGCUAACUACAAAAACCCGAAUGGGGAUCGGGUUACUAAUCUCAAUCAUAGCCAUGAUGGUAUCCGCGAUCGUGGAAUCCAUAAGGCGUGAUUUAGCAAACUCAAACACGCCAGUUCACAUGUCAGCAAUGUGGUUGGUCCCACAAUACGCGCUACUAGGAUUAGCCGAGGCAUUUAACGUAAUCGCGCUAAUGGAGUAUUGUUACUCCGAGCUUCCAAAAAGCAUGUCGAGUGUAGCCAUGGCCGUGUUUACGCUGAGCUCAGCGGUUGCUGGGCUCCUAGGAAGCCUUUUGGUUAACAUUGUGGACUCGGUCACGAGCCAAGGGGGUAAUGUAAGUUGGCUAUCGACCGAUAUCAAUGAGGGCCACGUGGAUUACUACUAUUGGUUGCUUAGUUUCUUGAACUUGGUCAACUUCUUGUACUUCUUGAUUUGUUGUCGCGUUCAACGAAGUUCUUCGCCGCCGGUGUAUAUUGUCACAUAAGGUUGAAAAUAAAAGAUUUUAUUUUAGGAAUGUGUAA
Molecule: messenger RNA, 1729 nt
Organism: Helianthus annuus (common sunflower)
Lineage: Eukaryota; Viridiplantae; Streptophyta; Magnoliopsida; Asterales; Asteraceae
Product: protein NRT1/ PTR FAMILY 1.2-like
Exons: 4
Coding region: 43-1692 (549 amino acids)
Biological process (GO): transmembrane transport
Cellular component (GO): plasma membrane
Molecular function (GO): transmembrane transporter activity
Source: RefSeq, a predicted model, not a curated record